Messenger RNA from Helianthus annuus (common sunflower), 636 nucleotides. Its product is annotated as myb-like protein W. Bases 1 to 636 code for a protein of 211 amino acids. NCBI's taxonomy places the organism in Eukaryota, Viridiplantae, Streptophyta, Magnoliopsida, Asterales, Asteraceae. The transcript has 2 exons. The record is from RefSeq and is a predicted model, not a curated record. Gene Ontology annotation, molecular function: zinc ion binding; nucleic acid binding.
AUGGCAAAGGAUUGUAGGACCCUGUUUCUAAAGCAACAGCAACAACAACCGCAACCACAGCAAAGGCAACCACCCCAACAAAACCAAGGUAACCGGAAGGGAUGUUUUCAGUGUGGGGACGAGGGCCAUAUCAGGAGGGAUUGCCCUCAGUUGAAUAAGAAUGCCAAUAACAACGGGAAUAACAAUCGACAGAAUAACUACAACGCGGGGAACAAUAAUAACAACAAUGCUGGGAACAACAACAACGGAAAUAAUAGUUGUAAUGGUGCACGUGGAAGAGUGUUUACGAUUGGUGCUGGUGAUGCUAGGAACGAUGGCAAUGCCGUGACUGGUACGUUUUCUGUGAACAACCUUUUCGCUUCUUUAGGGUUAGCCCCGACACCCCUCAAAACCAAACAUGUUGUAGAAUUGGCUGAUGGCAAGUUAAUUGAAGCCUCACACGUUCAUUUUGGUUGCAAACUUGAUUUGGUGGGUCAAGUGUUCGACAUUGACCUUCUCCCUGUUACUCUUGGUAGCUUUGACGUAGUUGCUGGUAUGGAUUGGUUGUCUAAGCACCAAGCAGAAUAUCUCUGCAAAGAGAAAAUCGUACACAUUCCUCUCCCUAGUGGAGAACAGCUGUCUGUUCAAGGUCAUUGA